Striga asiatica is the source of this 1479-nucleotide messenger RNA. NCBI's taxonomy places the organism in Eukaryota, Viridiplantae, Streptophyta, Magnoliopsida, Lamiales, Orobanchaceae. The record is from the annotation of a GenBank genome assembly.
AUGUGGAGGUCGAGAGUAACAGACUUGUUACUGGACAAACAAAUUCAAAAUCUUUUAAGGAAAGUAUCUCUGAACCAACAGGCUCUGCCAUUCGAGGCUGAGAUGAAAUCGAAGUCAUGUAUUGUGUUGCGGCCCGUUUGUUUUCUCAUUUUACUGAUGGUUGUAGUGUUGACUGUAGCCGGUUUAUUCAUCCCAUUUUGGAUAAAAAAGGUUACACGAAUCGAAGAUGAAGUUAAGUUGAUCGCUCACGAUACCAAUCAAGAAUUAAUCUCAGGAAUUCAAAGAGCAUCUUCGUUAUUUUCCCAUAUUAAUUCCCCGGCUAUCAACUUGGCACGAAUAUUAAGUUCGUCGUUGGACGUCGAUAAGCUUACGUUCUCAAUCAUCGAAUCAAAGGUGGCUUCCUCACUAUUUCAAUAUUUAUCAGCAGUUCCAUACAUGUCCCAGAUUUCGUACAUCGGACUCGAUGACUUAUUCUUCGCAUACUACUCCGAAACAAAUCAAUUAUACGCAUUAUACUCAAAUUCUACACAAAAUGGUACCAAUAUCAAAACUUGGUACGUUCAGCCCGCAAAUCAAGACACGGGAAAACUAUACGGAGAAGCAACUAAGUCAACUCCAUCACGUGUAGUUGACUCGAGCUGUUUUCAAAAAUCACUUAACAGUUCAAACGGAUACUCAUCGGCUGGGAUUGGGUGGGGCCCGUCUCGAAUUAAUACAUUCCUUAGUACUGUUUGUAUGCGCGGGAAAAAAGGAGCUAUUUCUAUAGGCUUCCCAAUGAAAUUCCUCACUGAUUUUUUGGCCAACCGAAACUUGUAUUUGGCCACCGACAAUGGGAAUGUGUUAAGUCAGGGUAAUAUUCCGAACAUGCGUAUGAUCGUGUUAUCUGAUAAUAAAGUCUCGUUUCAAUUGUUAGGCGAAGAUGAAAAAACGGUUAUUAGUAUUGUGGGAAAUUUCACUUGUCGAUUGGACAAUGGCACGUCUGGAGAAGAUGAUUCUGUGUUGAGCGUUCGAGGCAAAAGAUAUACCGUUCAUUGUUCGCCAGUCGAGAUUGCAGGACUAAGAUUGGUAUAUGCUUUUGUAGUACCUGAAAACAGGUUCUUGAGCCUCAUUCACAGCAACAUCAGGCUUGCAUUCGUCCUGCUUGUGCUAGUGAUAGCUUUCAUAGUGAUAGUGACGUGCGGUUUACUGUACGUGACAUUUGAGGCCGCCAAACGCGAAAUGUACCUUUGUGGAGCCCUCAUAAACCAAAUGGAAGCAACUCAGCAGUCAGAGAGGAAGAGCAUGAACAAAAGCCUGGCAUUUGCAAGGGCAAGCCACGACAUUCGAGCCUCUCUAGCUGGCAUAACCGGCUUGAUCGAAAUAUGCCGAGACGAAAUCACCAAAAACGACACUCAUGGUUCGGAAAUGUUCACGAAUUUACGCCAAAUGGAAGCCUGCACAAGGGACCUCUUAGGUUUGGCUCUUUAUUCUUUGUUUUGA